CAGAAAUUUAACUUUGUGAAAGUUCGCUUCAGUCAGGUUGUUGCUCCGCCAGCGCACGCUGCCUGCACUCUCUGCAUCGUCUUUUCUUCACGAUUCAUUGUUAUUAAUCAUAGUAAUGAUGCACGGCAAUGACGCUCUAUCGCAUGUCCUGUCUUUUAUUCUUCUCUGCAUUGGGCAGACAGCAACUUCAGCACAGUCUGCCAUGUACGAAACAGACGUGGUUAUACCGCAGGAGCUGCGACAAGAGGAGGUGCACCUGCUCCGGGGAGACUACAGGUGGAGCAGAGGUCGUAGACGACGUUCGAACCAUCAGCAGGAAGACCACCUGUUUUUGCGGCUGCCAGCUUUCGGAAAGGAACUGUACUUGGAGCUCCAGAGGGACGACUCUUUCCUGGCUGAGGGGUUUGUGACGGAGGAAAGGAGCGAGGGGGGUAGCGUUCAGCACGAGCCGGCUUUUGGGGUCCGGCGGUGUCUGUAUACUGGAUCUGUUCUCAAUCACACAGACUCUUUCGCCUCAUUGGACGCCUGUGGUGGACUGACCGGCCUGGUUAAGACUGCAGAUGACAGCCUGUUCAUCGAGCCAGUGGGCCAGACUGUGGAUUCCUUCUCUGGCUCUGAACACCGAGUGAUUCGGCGCAAGCAUUCUUCCUCAGACACAUCUGCUGGAGACAGCAGCUCCAAAUUCUGCCAAACCAUCCAAGAAAUCCAGACUCAUCAGACCAGACAACAUUUUUCCAGUCUUCAACUGUCCAAUUUUGACAAAAAGAAGGAGAAAAAGAUGAAAGGGGCAGAGGAGGCGAGGGGCAGGAGGAACGCCAUCCGUCUGACCAGAGAGUACACGGUAGAGACGCUAGUGGUGGCCGAUGCAAACAUGGUGCAUUACCAUGGUGCAGAGGCUGCCCAACGCUUCCUGCUCACCAUCAUGAACAUGGUGUACAACAUGUUUCUGCACCAGAAUUUGGGUGUGAGGUUGAAUAUCCGAGUCACCAAGCUGGUUCUCUUGCACAGCCGUCCGGAAAAGUUAAAGGUGGGCCAUCAUGGAGAAAAAGCCCUGGAGAGCUUCUGUCACUGGCAGCACGAGGAAUACGGUGCUCGUUUCCUGGGCAACAAUCACGUUCCCGGAAGCAGAGAUGAUCCACCUCCUGUGGAUGCGGCCGUGCUGGUCACCAGAACAGAUUUUUGUGUCCACAAAAAUGAGCCUUGUGAUACAGUUGGAAUUGCUUAUUUGGGCGGCACCUGCAGUGCCAAGAGGAAGUGUGUACUGGCGGAGGACAACGGACUCAACCUGGCUUUCACUAUCGCUCACGAGCUGGGUCACAGCAUAGGGAUAAGCCACGAUGAUGACCAUCCCAGGUGCACAGGCCACUCUCACAUCAUGUCUGGUGAAUGGGUUAAGGGUCGUAACCCCAGCGACCUGUCCUGGUCGACCUGCAGUCGUGAUGACCUGGAAAAGUUUCUGAGAUCCAAGUCGAGUUCCUGUCUGCUGCACACAGACCCCCGUAACCGCUACCUUGUUCGCCUGCCAGCCAAACUACCCGGGAUGCACUACAGCGCUGACGAACAGUGCCAGAUUCUGUUCGGCACCAACGCAACCUUCUGCACUGAUAUGGAGCACCUGAUGUGUGCGGGUCUUUGGUGUUUGGUUGAAGGAGACGCAUCAUGUAAGACUAAACUGGAUCCACCUCUCGAUGGCACUGAAUGUGGUGCUGACAAGUGGUGCAGGGCCGGUGAGUGUGUCAGCAAAACUCCAAUCCCUCAACAUGUGGAUGGAGACUGGAGUCCAUGGGGCGCGUGGAGCAUGUGCAGUCGAUCGUGUGGCACCGGAGCACGUUUCAGGCAGAGGAAAUGCGACAAUCCCCCGCCCGGCCCAGGAGGAAAGUACUGUCAGAAAGCAAGUGUGGAGCACAAAGUGUGUGAGGGACCACCCUGUUCGAAAGGUCUGCCCACGUUUAGAGACCAGCAGUGUCAGUCUCAUGACCGCCAGGCCAGUAAGAAGAAAAACCAAAUGUGGACAGCUGUGAUCAAUGAUGAAAAGCCGUGCACUCUGUAUUGUACGCCAGUGGGCAAAGAUGCUUCAGUUUUAGUGGCGGAGCGCGUGCAGGAUGGUACGCCAUGUGGACCCUACGAGAGCGACAUGUGUGUAAGCGGAAAGUGUCAGAAAAUCGGAUGUGACAGCAUUAUCGGUUCAUCCGCUAAAGAAGAUCGGUGCGGUGUCUGCAACGGGGACGGCAAGUCGUGCAAAAUCAUCAAAGGAGACUUCAACCACUCCAGAGGGAUGGUCCCCCGUAGCCAUUGUAAGAAGGUUUCUACGUGUGUGAUGUCGAAACCCAGAGCUGUUCUCAAGUGUUUCUCAUGUUACAUCGAGGCAGUGGUCAUUCCGGUGGGAGCACGGAGAAUCAAAAUUGUGGAGGACAAACCGUCCCAUAGCUUUCUGGCCUUGAAGGACUCCAGCAAACGAUCCAUAAAUAGUGACUGGAAAAUCGAGCUGCCUGGAGAGUUUGAAAUUGCUGGUACUACGGUCCGAUAUGUGAGGAGAGGACUGUGGGAAAAGAUGUCUGCCAAGGGACCUACUAAGAUGCCACUUCAUCUCAUGGUUCUUCUGUUUCACGAUCAGACGUAUGGGAUCCACUAUGAGUACACUGUUGCCCUUAACCAAUCGCAGGAGAACCGCAGCGAGACAGUAAAAGAACCUGAUCACAUGUACCUGUGGACUCAUAGCAGCUGGGAGGACUGCACCGUGUACUGCGGUGGAGGAGAGAGAAGGACUGUGGUCUCGUGCAUGAGGAUUGUCAACAAGACCAUGACCCAAGUGAACGACAGCUAUUGUCAGGUGGAUAACAGACCUCCGCCACAGAUUCGCCAGUGCAACACACACCCCUGCCAGUACAGGUGGGUCACUGGUGACUGGGGGCAGUGUUCAGCAACUUGCGGUAAAGGUCUGCAGGAGCGGGAAGUUGGCUGCGUAUACCAGCUGCAGAAUGGCACGUACAUUCACACCAGAGACCUGUACUGCGUCAGCUCCAAACCAGCCGGCGUACAACACUGUGAGGGUCGAGACUGUCUAACCGUUUGGGAGGCCUCCGAGUGGUCCAAGUGCUCCUCUGAAUGUGGUCGAGGCAUCAGGAAGAGGACGGUGACCUGCAGAAAUCCUCAGGGCCUUUGUGAUCCUGCAUCUUGCCCUCCAAAAGAGGAGACCUGUGAGGAUCACACCAAAUGUUAUGAGUGGAAGACCGGUGAAUGGUCUAAGUGCUCAUCAUCAUGUGGGCGGGGCUUGCAAUCCAGAGUUGUUCAGUGUAUGCACAUAGUGACAGGUCGCCAUGGCAGCGACUGUCCAGGAGUUCAGAAGCCACCCGCAUACAGACAGUGUCAACAGGGGAUGUGUAAUGUCAAAGUCAACGUCAACACCAUCACGUCCCCUAGACUCGCUGCGUUGACAUACAAGUGCACAGGAGACCAGUGGGCGGUAUAUUGCAAGGUGGUCCGAGAGAAGAACCUGUGCCAGGACAUGCGCUGGUACCAGCGCUGCUGCCAAACCUGCAGAGACUUUUACACCAGCAAAAUGCCACCCAAGAGUUAAUGAUCCCACACAUAAACACAGAGGUUUAUUUUUGCCUAUUAUAUUUGUACUGUCAAAAUAAUGUUUUAUAAAUUGAAAUCAGCAGUGGAAAAACUAACAAGAUGCACAAAAGGACCUAAACAUUCUUUAUUCACAUAUGUGAAUACAUUUAACUAUGCAAUGUCUGAAAUGUCUGACUGCAAUUCACAAAGCAACGAAAGUGUGUUAUCUCAGCAUUGCAGCCAGGGGUGCUAUAGCAGGCAUUAUCUGGAAUACUCAAUUCUGAUUGGUCAGUCACAUCAUCCAACAGUCGAAUAUAUACCGUUCAAUCGAAUAACCAGCACAAAUCAUGUGGACUACUUUAUUGGUGCUACUUAAUUGCUUAACAAUUAACGUGGAUUAGUAUUUUUUCCAAAUACUUAUGCGGCAAGUAGUUGUGUUAAAGCCCAGUCACACCAAAGACGAUAACAAGGAGAUAAUAAGGAGAUUGAGCAACUAUCUAGCAAACACGAUUGUCUCUUUUAUCAUAAACCAUUACGAUGCGACUGUAGCAGGAACAUAUUUUGACUUGAUGUGCAAUGCACAUAAACCCUUUUACUGUUUAUACACAAUGAUGACGUGGCAACGUUUGCGCGCGCAUUUUGGCAACGAAAGUAUGGCAAGAAUCAGCAGUGAAGCAACACAAAGUUAUUUUUAAAAAGUUGACUUAUCAACUUUUUCAACACAGCUACCAGAUCCGUGUACUAUAGUGGAGUGGAUAGAAGACGUUAGCAGAUGGCCAAAUAUAAUACAUAUAUACGUAUAUUAGUAUGUAAUAUUAGUGCAACCAAACACAACAACCAGGCAUUUUGAUGCUGGAAAACCGUUUUGAUAAACUUUCUGAGUUGCUAACACAUUAGAACCACUGGGAAACAACACCACAUCCGUUGCCAAAAUGCGCGCCCAGGCUAUUUGAUCACGUGAGCUGUUAAAGGGUCUAUAGGUUCACAUAUUUUGACAUGACGAUCCACACACGACAAUGUUUUGACGAGUUUCACAUCCGUGCCUCCUCGGAAAAGAAGUCAGCAGCCGCAUCUGAAAUUACCAAAACCCAAUAUACCACCUAGUGCUAGCUGGGAUCACUUUUAGAUUGAUUUUUACAGCUGAAAAAUGAUCAAACAUAAUUAAAUGAUAGCACAAUGUUGUCGUCUGUUGGUGUGGAUGCUCAUAAAGUUAUAUAAACAUAAUCAUGUUUAUAGUUAUUGAUCUUUGAUGAGGACUUAAGCCGCCUUCACACUGUGUCCUCUUGCGAAUGGUUGGUUUUACAAUAAGGACGUCCUGACUGUACACUUAUUCAUUUCCCGUGGUGGUGGUGCAGCAGAUUGAAGAUUAAAUCUUGAUUCAUUAAAUGUAUAAAGAUAUAGUAUUAUCUGUAGGGCUCCUUGAGUCAGCACCAUUGUCAUUUAGGAGCGCAUACGUGUUUGCAUGUUUGCGUGAAGUAUGUUUCGGACCUGAAAACUUUAUUUGAUUUGGAAAGAGCUCCAUGUUUGUCGUGUUUUGCUGUAAAUCAAACUUGGCUCUGGAAAAUAUUUUUUUCAGCAAUACUGGCCUGCCUGUUGCACUGUGUAAAGCUGGAUAAUGAAUCGUUUCCAAAGAUAGCCAGCUGAGUGCUUUCUUAAGGCCACUGGUUGGCCAAAAUCAUAUGAACUCUAAUUUUUUUUCUGAUUUGUAUUGUUAUAUAGGCUCUGUUACAAAAGCAUGUGAGCUCCAUUGCUGUCAUCGUGCCACUGCCAAUCUUUACAGUGCAAUACUGCCUCACUAGAUUUGGGAACAGAGCCAUAAUUACAAUGAAACGCCUAGCGUUGUUUUUGCAUAAAGUGUCACCUUUACGCUCUCUGUACAAACAGGUGACCCAUUAGUCAAAAGAAAGUAUUUUUUUAUAACAACCAAUGGCUAAUUGGAGGGUCCUGAGGAGAUGACCCAGGAUGUGGCCACCUUUCUUUUCUCAUGUAGGUUAUUCAUGGUGCAAUUAAACAGUGGCCCAUAUGCUGUUUAUAAUCACAUUAUUAAUCAAACUUUGUAUAUGUGUUAGAUGUUUGUCGUCGUGCUGUUUUAUACAUUUUUAAUAUACAUGAUCUCUGGUGCAGUGUAAAGUGAAAAAAAGACCAAAGAUGUGUCUCAUAAAACAUUAAGGUGUUCAAUUGACCCUGAUAAAUGAUCAUUCUCUCAUUAUUUACUCACCUUCGUGUCUUUCCAAACCUCUAAAGGAUGUUUUAAAUAUAUGAGCGAGCCAAUUACAAUUAAAAUAAGUAUUUGGAACAACAAAGGGAUUAGUAAAUGAUGAGCGAAUUUACAUUUCUUUUUCCUUUAAGGUUCAGUGAAAUCAUGGUGUCCUUUAUGUGUCUUAUUUUAAGAUCAUCUGUCGGUCUAAUGGUGCUUUGUUGUCACAAUGAAUGCACUUAGCUGCCAACAAUUGACUUUGGUGCUUUAACAAUCCGAUUUUCACAGCAUGUCAUCUACCUGAAUAUAAGAAAAUAAUACACCAUGUGUGUCCUAAUCUAGCAAUAUUCUUAGAAAUAAACUGAAUAUUCUUGAAGGCUUUUCACACCAUGCUUUAAGGACACAUAUUAUGCAAAAUCCACUUUUACAAGGUGUUUAGAAAUAAAUAUAUGUUGGCAGUUUGUGAACACAACAACCCUACUAUGAAAAAUAUCCACCCUCUUCUUCUUUUUUAUUGCCCUUUAAACCAAAGUGCUUAGACACGCUGUUCUGAUUUUCUUGUUAAUGUGACUUCACACAAACAAAGCCCCACCCAUGGCCACUGACUGACAGUUUAAUAUUACCCAAAAGCAUUUCUAAACGUGUUUGUUAGCACAUUCCAGCGCUAAUAUGGCUAAAUACAGACUGUAUUCAUAGGAAUCAGAUCUAUUUUUAGCCGAAAGCACUCACUGUCUGUUUGUAAUGCUGCAUUUACACCAACCGCGGUAGAGGCGUGAAGCGCGAGUGAUUUUAAUGUUAAGUCAAUAUGAAGACGCGUUGACGCGCGUCAGGAGGUCCCUCGGCGCGGAAGAGGCGUUCGGCGUGGAAGACGCGUUUCCGCCUCUUUCGCGUGUGAAGCUCGCGCGAAUUGAGCGUUGUGCGCGGUAAGCGCGAAUGGUGGUUUUUGUGCAUCUUGCGGUUCACGCGAAUUUGCGGCUGACGCCCGAGUUGAAAAAUUUGAACUUUGGCGGAAUUUCGCGCCGCGUUAACCAAUCAGGAGCCUGCUUGCUGCUGUGGUGGCAGCCCAGCCCAGAGUCACUCAUUCAACCAAGGCUUGAUAUUGUCCAUAAGCAGACACCCGGAGCUAUACGACACAAGUUCUUAUUUCUAUAGAGGAGACAGGAAUAAAAAGGACCUCGCUUGGAAGAGUGUCAGUGAGGACAUUGGGC
Molecule: messenger RNA, 6963 nt
Organism: Paramisgurnus dabryanus
Lineage: Eukaryota; Metazoa; Chordata; Actinopteri; Cypriniformes; Cobitidae
Gene: adamts17
Product: ADAM metallopeptidase with thrombospondin type 1 motif, 17
Biological process (GO): proteolysis; extracellular matrix organization
Cellular component (GO): extracellular matrix
Molecular function (GO): metalloendopeptidase activity
Source: RefSeq, a predicted model, not a curated record